AAAUCUGCAACAUAAAGCAAACAAACUGGAGAAAACGGACAUUUAUAUUUUCCUUUACGACCUACUAAAGCUCCACUGCUCUUCCAGAGCUAAGUUGUAACUAUAAAACAGCUUUUUUUGUUGUUGUUGUUGUUGCUGAAAACAAAUAAGCACAGGAGAAACACUAAAGAUCAUGUCUCUACUUUUGAAUUCGACGCUAUAGGAAGCCAAGAGAUUAAAUUAUAUGCGAAAAAAUCAGCUGAUUCCCAUCACUGGGUGCAGACUUAAGAGGAUUAGGGAAGAGAAGAAAAGUGUGUGUUAAUCGUAUGAGCGCAGGAGCAGCGACUGUCCCACCAUGCCUCGGUCUUUCCUAGUGAAGAAAGUCAAACUGGACGACUUCUCCGCUGCUGAACUGGAGACCUCCUACAGCCGGAGAGAGGAGCUCAGGCUGCGGUUCCACAAUCAUGACAAAGGUUACGUCAGUGAUUAUCUAAGUCCGAAUCCCUAUGAAGACGUGGUGGGAAGUGAUUCCUCAGUCAUCUCUAAAGUGCCCUCUCCCAGCCACUCGUCAAUCAUCUACGGCCACAUUAACAACACCUAUUCAGGUAUCCACAGCGACAUCCAUGGGGACUCGGACCAGCCGGACAGUCCGAGGUCUGAGGUCUCGUCCUCAGCCGGCGGGUACAUUAACGGAGAUGCCGCCGUGAGCGAAGGAUACUCAGUAGACGCCUUUUUCAUCAUGGAUGGACGGUCACGAAGAAAAGCAGCGGCAAACCCACGAGGGGCCACCCAGAGGCACACAUGCAGCGAGUGCGGCAAAACCUACGCCACGUCCUCCAACCUGAGCCGACACAAGCAGACGCACAGAAGCAUCGACAGCAAGAUGGCCAAGAAGUGCCCGACGUGUGGGAAAGUGUACGUCUCCAUGCCCGCCAUGGCCAUGCACCUGCUCACCCACGACCUCAAGCACAAGUGCGACGUGUGCGGGAAAGCGUUCAGCCGACCGUGGCUGCUGCAGGGUCACAUGCGCUCGCACACCGGAGAGAAGCCCUUCGGCUGCGCGCACUGUGGGAAAGCCUUUGCCGACCGGUCGAACCUGCGUGCCCACAUGCAGACUCACUCAGCCUUCAAGCAUUACAAGUGCAAGCGGUGCAACAAGACGUUUGCGCUCAAGAGUUACCUGAACAAGCACUACGAGUCUGCGUGCUUUAAGGGGGCUUUUUCCCCAAUGAGCUCACUGAGUGAAUAAGACUCUCUGAAAGCACAUCUAGGGUUUAUUUACUUCAUUUACAUCCGAUUUCUUCUCCUUUACUCCAAAAGAUUAACCAACAAAGGAGGAGUUGUUUUUUUUUUCUCGUUUCGCAAACCUCUCAGUUAUUUUUAUUUGAAGGUUUAUUACAAAGUUUGAGAGAACCUGAUAGGGUUUAUCCCCCAGUGAGGUAAACUAAAGCACAGCACAUCUAGUGCAUCAUACUUUGAGAUCUAUUUGUGUCCUUAUCAAUCCACGUCAGAUGUUUUUCUACCAACAAGGAAACGACACAAAAGCACAAUUGCUCCUCCACGUCUCUGUCUUUUCUCAGAGUUUAUGUGAUCAAGCACAGAAUCCACCGUCUGAGCAAAUUAUUUUCAGCUUUUUCAGACACAAACAUUCAUAAUCUAAGGAUAAUUCUCGUGUCUUCUCUUCAGUGAAACUGAAGCUUACAAGAAAACGCAAAGGAAUCAGAAGAAUAACCAGUGUUCUGCUUUUUACGGUGGAAAAUACGAACAAAAAUGAAACUCAUACAUUACGUAGAUUAAUUACACAUGGAGUGAUAUAUGUGAAGCAUUUUGAUGAUCAUAACAUGAAGCGAAAGAAAACCCAAACUUCACUUUCUCAUAUAAUUAACUAAAAGUGAUUUUUAAUGGGGAAAUGUAAGUUCUGUCCUUAAAAAUCCUGGCAGACUUUAUAAUUACACUUCAGACAAUCAUUGGCAUCUUCCAUAUGGAGAAAAAGCCAGAAAAAGUUACUGCACAAGAAGCCGAUUGUUCACAGAAUAUUGCAAGCAUCCAAAACUGAGUGGAAGGAAAACAUUUAGCAGAAAAUUGCGCACAAUGAUUUAAUUUGAGACGAAUCGGGCUCAUCAUAAUGAGCAGUAAUGAGAAUUUGAAAUUCACUAUAUUCAGAAAAAACAUUUGUAUUCAGGUGUUCCGGUAGCUUCCAUGGCCAGAGGUGUAUGGAAUCAAAAUGUACAAACAAAUUAGUGUAUACUGUUCUCUGUGUAAUACAUCUACACAUUAUAUGAGUUUCACUUUUUAAAGUGAAUUGCUAGGAACAACUUUAAGUCCAUUAAUUGAGCCACAGCAUCUAUAAUGUUCUCUUACACCUCAACAUGAUUUCAUCCAUGGUGAAUCGUUGAACCACAAUGACUUGUGAAAACAAGUAAGACCCACUUUUCCUAAAAAUGCAUUGAAAAAUAUAGAAGUGACAGAAAAAAACGUGAAGUUCUUUUUAAUGUUCAACACCAAUUGGCUUCUGAAUAAUAGUAUAAUGAUCCACUAGUUAAAUAUUAGCACAAAACACAAACAGAGCCAUCAGGCUGCUCCAAAAUGAUCUAAUAUUUAUGUUUUUUCAUUAUUUAUUUGUCUUUGUUAAAAAGGAAUGUGGGCGUUAAAAAUGCCUGUCAUUCCUUUAAUAAGGUUAAACCUUUUCCAGUGUUAUAAAAUAAUUUUUUUUUCAUGUUUAUUUAUUUAUUUAAUUAUUUAUUUAUUUAUCUUGUAUUAUUUUGCACUUUAUUGCAGUAUUUUGCCUUUGUUACAAAUAUGCCAAAGCAUUUGACACUUUGUAAACUUUGAGUAUCUUUUUUAUGUUUGCCACUUUAAGUAUCCAAAACCUUUGCAUGCAAAAAAACAAAAAACAAAAACAAAAAAAAAGCUGUCUAAAUAACAGAAACUAUGCCAAUUUUAUGAGUAUUUUUUUUAAAUAUAUUUUUUGCCAAACUGCUUAGAUAAGAGGCAAACGAAGCAGCUUUUCUGACACGGGCAAUAUUCCGUUCACAUCCGACUGAGCAAUAAUGCAUGAUAUGUUCAAAGAAGCGCUGGUCAUAACUGCUUGUAAUUUUUUUUAAAACCUUCAACUACUUUUAUUCUACAUAGUUGCAAGAAAUUAAAUUUCAGGGAGUUAGCGAACAAAGCGUUGAAUAAUAGAUGGGUUGGGAUAAGAGCUCUAAAUUUACAGGAACUGUGCUUCUGUUGUGACUCCAGGGAAAUUUUCCUGGACUUUUUCCUAAUUGGGGAUUCUUUAAAUAUUUACAAUAAGACCUCAGCAACGAAAAGUAUUUACUCUCCAUUACGAAGCCUGCUUGUCAAAAUUAGAUGAUGGGAUCACUAGCUUUUUGAUUACAUUAGUGUUCCUACAAGCUGCUAGAUGCUGCUGGGAUUCACAGAAAUGAUUCAGCUCCUGUAUUUGGAGAGCUCUGGGUUGGGUUGAGUUGAGCCGGGUCUUUUUUUACUUGGGUUUUUGCACUGCCUGCCUUGUAUUAAUAUUCUAAAAUAUUGUAGAAAGUAGAAGGUAGAUCUCUGGUGCUGAAACAUGGAUGAACUUGAACUUCUGUCACACUGUAUCUGGUUACAACCACAGCUUUUUGGUGUUUUAUUGGGAUUUUAUGCAAAGUUAUGAAGUGGAAGGAACUCAAUACAUGGCUUGUAGAAAAACUUUA
Molecule: messenger RNA, 3674 nt
Organism: Poecilia reticulata (guppy)
Lineage: Eukaryota; Metazoa; Chordata; Actinopteri; Cyprinodontiformes; Poeciliidae
Product: transcriptional repressor scratch 1-like
Biological process (GO): regulation of DNA-templated transcription
Molecular function (GO): DNA-binding transcription factor activity, RNA polymerase II-specific; RNA polymerase II cis-regulatory region sequence-specific DNA binding
Source: RefSeq, a predicted model, not a curated record